AUGACGCAGGUCCUGCCCAUCGCUUCGGCCUCGCACGUCCAGCCAGCACAACCCUCCGAUCGGCCAGACCAUAAGACUAUGAACCACUUUUCUGACUCCAAAAAGCAUACCGGAGCUGAAGAUGAAGCCAUAACGCCACUUCAACAAGAAAUUGACCUCAUCGAGGCGGAUCGUCUUUACGAGGGGCUCGACAGUCGAGAUCAUGAAAGUCAAACUGCGUCCCACACUUGCAUCGUCGCCUACCACGAUCGAGGUGUUUUCAAGGAUGUCCAGAUCAAGGAUAUUCGAGCGGCUGUGGAAGAUCCGGAGAAUGACAACCAAGGAACUAUGGAGGGUUUGAAGAAAGCAGUGACCUUGCCGAAUGCCCUCGCUGUGAAGCAGGUGAACUGGAGAAUCGGAAUUCGCCGGGUUGCAAAAGGCAGUUUGGCAGUUUGGUCCAAUCCGUCAGGAGAUAAUGUUCUUCCCUCAGAGCUGCGUGCUAAAUGA
Molecule: messenger RNA, 486 nt
Organism: Fonsecaea multimorphosa CBS 102226
Lineage: Eukaryota; Fungi; Ascomycota; Eurotiomycetes; Chaetothyriales; Herpotrichiellaceae
Exons: 2
Coding region: 1-486 (161 amino acids)
Source: RefSeq, a predicted model, not a curated record